Messenger RNA from Oppiella nova, 775 nucleotides. NCBI's taxonomy places the organism in Eukaryota, Metazoa, Arthropoda, Arachnida, Sarcoptiformes, Oppiidae. The record is from the annotation of a GenBank genome assembly.
UCCUAUGCAACCGCACGGUGGCGGGCAUCCAAUGGCUGGCGCUAUGCCCCCGUGGAACCCCAUGUGGGGACACCAAUCUGGACCUCCAAUGCAUGUGCCCCCACCUCCUGGACAACCACCGCCACCACAAGCUGGGGCACCCAUUCCCGGAAUGCCUAAUGGAAUGAUACCGUCGGCCUACCCGCCCGCUUGGAAUUCCGGUCAACAGGCAGGAGCUUAUAGUGCAGGCAAUGGAUGGACUCAACCGCCUAACUAUCAAAACUAUCAACAGUGGGCCGGCUAUGGGUACCCUCCGCAGGGAUGGGGUCAGGGAUACUCUUAUGGGCCCUAUAAUACCGCAUACCCAGGCUAUGGACAGACUACUGGACAAAGCGCUGCCAAUGCCACACAAACACCUGUCGCACAGACCCCUAUCGCUGCUAACGCCGCGGCGGCCACUGUUGCGGCGGUUGGCGCUUAUAUGCCGGCCGCUGGUGUCAACUCUGCUAUAACUCCCGGCGCACAAGUGAUUGCAAAUGUUGGCACUUCCGCACCACAAGCUAGUGGCACUUCUAUCGGCACAUACCCUCAGGAGGCUUCCAGCUAUGGUCCGGCACGGGUUGGCAGUUAUGCCGGUGCUCCCAAUUACGCUAACUAUGCCCUACAAGGACAGGGCGACGCACCGACCGCAUCAGCCAAUGCUUACGGCGCUGCCAACCCAACCAAUGCCAACUCCGCGCCCUAUACUAGAGCUUCAUCUCAAGCACAGGGAUAUCAUCCGUACAGAAGAGUUUGA